AUGUCGAAUACGAGCACUCCGCGGAUUCUUUGGCAGAAUGCCGAUCCGUCGCAGACCAACAUGGACAAAUUCCGUCGUCAAGUGAAUGAGAAGAGGGGUCUGGCGCUCAGAAACUUUGCGGACCUUCACGCCUGGUCGACUGAUCCGCGUACUGCGUCUGAUUUCUGGAUCGAUCUGUUCCAGUACGAGCAGAUCAAACCUGGCGUUCAGCCUACAAAGGCAAUAAGACGGGCGAAUACUUCCAUGUACCCUCCUGCCGAGUUCUUUCCCGAUGUCCUCAUGAACUUCGCAGAGCAUUUAUUGAAUACGAGAUCACUAAACGAAGUCGCACUGUACACCGUCUCGGAAGGCUGCGAGGUCAUCAGGCCCGUGACCAGGCCUGAACUUCGGGAAAUGGUCAGAGCAACGGCCAGCGCCAUGACUCAAGCGGGAGUCACUGUCGGUGACCGCGUGGCCGCCGUCAUCUCCAACUGUGUGGAAGCGGUCGUGGCCUGUCUCGCCACCUUGAGCUUGGGUGCGAUCUGGUCUACGUCAUCACCCGAUAUGGGUGUCGAGGGCAUCAUGCAACGACUGAACCAGAUCGAGCCCAAAUUGGUGCUUUUCGAAAACUCGGUUCGGUAUAACGGAAAACUUCGCCCGCUGGUUCAGAAGUAUGAAGAGUGCAUCGCCAGAUUACGGAAGACGAGAAACUUCGAACUCGGUAUCAUAAUUGCCCGGGAAGUCCCCUACAUCACCGAGGGCAAGAGGAAUGUCGGCACUUGGGACGACUUUGUUAAAGGAGCCCCAGACAAAGAACUCACGUUUGUGCAACUGCCGUUCAAACAGCCCGGGUUCAUCGUAUAUUCUUCUGGCACGGCAAGUGCUCCAAAGUGCAUUGUCCACAGUGCUUGCGCCAUGUUGUUGCAAAUCAAGAAAGACUAUAUGCUCCAUCUGGACGUGAGACCGGGCGACACAAUCUACCAAUAUACGACGACUGGCUGGAUCAUGUGGGCGAUGGUUCUCUGUGGCCUCUCAUAUGGUGGCAGCGUUGUUCUCUACGACGGGUCUCCGCUCUACCCUGACCCUCUUGUAACACUGCGCAUGAUCGAGAAACUCAAAGUAACACUGUUCGGCACUUCCGCGAGAUUUCUGACCGACCUUCACGACAGAAACCUCAGUCCCAGACAAAUAAUCGACUUGAGUAGUCUACGAACCGUUUCUUCCACUGGAUCAGUCCUGCCAGCCAAGGUCUGUGAAUGGUUUUACGACGUUGGAUUUCCGGAAAACAUCCAUCUUGUAUCUGGUUCCGGAGGCACAGAUAUGGCAUGCUCGCUUGUGCUGGGUGAUCCCACUGGGCCUUUUUACUCGGGAGAAAUACAAGUGCCUGCCCUGGGCAUGGCUGUCGAUAUCUUGGACAGCACCAAGGACUAUCCUGUGUCGAUCAAGGGCACUGGAGAGCCGGGAGAGUUGGUGUGCCGGGAACCCUUCCCCUCUCAACCGAUUCUCUUCUGGGGCGAGAAAGGGAUGAACAAAUACCGAUCAGCCUAUUUCGAACGAUUCGGUGACAAGAUCUGGACACAGGGCGACUUCGUCUCCUCUUCGCCUGUUACCGGGGGCUUUACGAUGUUGGGUCGAUCUGAUGGCGUGCUCAACCCUUCCGGUGUGCGAUUUGGCUCGGCCGAAAUCUACAACGUGGUGAGUCAGUUUCCCGAGUUCGAGGACGCCAUUUGUGUGGGCCAGCGCCGUCCACAGGACUCGGACGAGCGCGUCAUCCUCUUCAUCAAGACGAAGGACAACCGGGAUCUCUCCCGUUCCACCAUCAAAGCGGUUCGGUCGGCCGUCGCUGCAGCGCUCAGUCCACGUCAUGUGCCUAGCUUUGUCUUUCAGACUCCAGAGAUCCCCUAUACCAUCAAUGGCAAGAAGAUCGAAUUGGCUGUCAAGCAGAUUGUUUCGGGUCAAAAGGUCACACCAUCCGGCGCUGUGGAGAACCCAGAGAGCUUGAUAUUCUACGAACGUUUUGCUAAGGAUGAGUACUUGAUGGAGGAUGGCAAAGUGAUGCUAAGCAAGAUCUAG
Cladophialophora psammophila CBS 110553 is the source of this 2052-nucleotide messenger RNA. RefSeq names its product acetoacetate-CoA ligase. The coding region runs from base 1 to 2052 and encodes 683 amino acids. The record is from RefSeq and is a predicted model, not a curated record. Gene Ontology annotation, biological process: lipid metabolic process. The transcript is spliced from 9 exons. Gene Ontology annotation, molecular function: acetoacetate-CoA ligase activity. Gene Ontology annotation, cellular component: cytosol. NCBI's taxonomy places the organism in Eukaryota, Fungi, Ascomycota, Eurotiomycetes, Chaetothyriales, Herpotrichiellaceae.